AUGCGAAAAUGCUGGAAGCGUCCGCAAGCUGUUUCACUUGAUUCGUUCGACCGUUCCUCGGAAGCCCAUUAUCAGAGAAAUUACCAGGAACUGAAAUGGCUCCCUGAUACCCAACAAACCGGAAAGUCUGAGCCAAUGGGCUCAGGACUGGAUACCUUUUUUUCGGCUUGCCGCGAACGCUGUCGCUUUCCACAGCUCGAAGUCCAUCUUCCAGGAGAUAAGGCUCAGCCCGGGUCGGUUCUGAAUGAUUUGAUUGCUUCGUUGUUGAACAAUUUCAAACGCCUCUCCCAACAGAGUCGUGGUGGUGCAGCCACAGUUCAUGGUGAGGUGCGCAUUUUCAAAACGUUAAAUGCAAUCAGCAGCGCCAUUGGGUCCAUACUUUUCGGAAACUUGCAGCUGAUCCGCAAGGACCUAUUGAUCGAAUUGACCUGGGCACUUCUGACAGAAGCAAACAGUCGAAUGGAUCACCAAAACUCGAACGACUCCCACCAACUUUACGUGACCUUGUCGCACCUGGCCUAUCUUCGUUCGGUUUGGGACAAACGUGAGACAAGUAGCCACUCGACAGACAAGCAAGACUUUCUCUCUGAACCGAAGUUGUUCCACGCCUUGCUUGAGGUCUUUGUGGCUGGGUUGAGACACUUUGAAUCUUUAGAUUCGGCGCACAGUGCGCGCAUGCAUUCAGCUGUAGCACCCUUCCGGUGCCUAGCUGCCAUGCCACCCGAAGGUUGCACGAGGGCUGGGAUACUGCCAGGUUACCCAAGCCUAGACAGGGGAAGUCGAGAGGCGGAGGUCGGGUUCGAACCACGGACCUUCCGGUCAGUAAGUCCGCGCUCUAACCACUUGGGCCGUCCCGCCCGAGUGUGUUUAGAGCGGGAGUUUACUGACUGGCUGAUCCGUAGUUCGAACCCAACCUCUACAUCUCAACUGCUCCUGUCUAGGCUUGUAAACCUGGCAGUAUUUCAGUCCUCGUACCUGCUUCGGGCGGUUUGUUCGAACGCACUGGUCUCUGGAGCCGUUGAAUACCCCGAGACCGUCUAG
Opisthorchis viverrini is the source of this 1041-nucleotide messenger RNA. RefSeq lists its product as hypothetical. NCBI's taxonomy places the organism in Eukaryota, Metazoa, Platyhelminthes, Trematoda, Opisthorchiida, Opisthorchiidae. The transcript has 6 exons. The record is from RefSeq and is a predicted model, not a curated record. The coding region runs from base 1 to 1041 and encodes 346 amino acids.